AUGGAUUCAAUCGUCUCUAAAGUACGCGUUGAGCUCGUUGACCUUGCUGCAACUUAUGCAGCUGAUAAGCACGAAAAUCGAGCCUUAUUUACUAUCCUCGACGAGGGUAUCCGAAUUAAGGACCUUGAACAGUCCAAGGAGCUUAGAGACGAAAUGAUGUACCUGUUCGAGGAUGAAUAUCCAACAAAACCUGCAUGGCCAAAGACAGCUCUAGAUAUAGCAAGUGCGAGCACAGAGCACUUAAUUGGAGGAGAGCCAGGCAAUAUAAUGCUUGAAAAUAAGAAGUUAGACGAAACGAAUACAGAGAGAAGGCUUCUAGGUACUGGAGGCCUAGAUAACGAGAAACCACCCAAGCCUGUAGUGAAAGACGCCGUAAGCAUGGCAAACCCCUCUGAAGAUUUCUAUUAUUCUUGGGCAAAUGACUUCCACUAUAAUACAGACGGUUCGUCCAGCGAUGGGAGCGAACUGGACGAUGAUGUUGUGAACGGAGAAGAGAAGAAUUGGGAGAACGCAGACAUUGGAAGAUAG
Molecule: messenger RNA, 528 nt
Organism: Bipolaris victoriae FI3
Lineage: Eukaryota; Fungi; Ascomycota; Dothideomycetes; Pleosporales; Pleosporaceae
Exons: 3
Coding region: 1-528 (175 amino acids)
Source: RefSeq, a predicted model, not a curated record